Messenger RNA from Menidia menidia (Atlantic silverside), 903 nucleotides. Lineage: Eukaryota; Metazoa; Chordata; Actinopteri; Atheriniformes; Atherinopsidae. The record is from the annotation of a GenBank genome assembly.
AUGUCGCACACUGGACCCCCUCCACGAUGGCGCAAUUGUCCCAGGAGAGGGCAGCCUGUUGCAGGUAAAUUCCUGCCAAUGAAAACAAUGCUGGGUCCCAGAUAUGAUGACCAGGUUGCAGAGGAGAACAGAUUUCAUCCGAGCAUGCUGUCCAACUAUUUAAAAAGUCUAAAAGUAAAAAUGGGUUUGCUUGUGGAUUUGACGAACACUACUCGCUUCUAUGAGCGUAGCGACAUUGAGAAGGAGGGAGUUAAAUAUGUGAAGCUCCAGUGUAAAGGGCAUGGAGAAUGCCCCUCAAAGGAAACAACUGGAACGUUCAUCAGGCUCUGCGAGGAUUUCAUUGAGAAGAAUCCCACAGAAUUAAUAGGUGUUCACUGCACACAUGGCUUCAACCGCACCGGUUUCCUCAUAUCUGCGUACCUGGUGGAGAAGAUGGAUUGGAGCGUGGAGGCGGCCGUGGCCGCUUUUGCCCAGGCCCGGGCCCCGGGAAUCUACAAGGGAGACUACCUCAAAGAGCUCUUUCGUCGCUACGGCGACGAGGAGGACACGCCUCCGCCCCCCCCGCUGCCCGAGUGGUGCUUCGACGAUGACGACGGGGAGGUGGACGACGACGGCAACGCGGUCAGCCAGGAGUCGGGCCCCAGCUCCUCGGGGUCAGCGCCCGGCAAAAGGAGGAAAGAGAAGCUAAAACUGGGUGCGGUAUUCCUUGAAGGCAUCACGGUGAAAGGCGUCACGCAGGUCACCACCCAACCCAAGUUAGGGGAGGUCCAAAGAAUGUGUCAAGAGAUGGCGGAGUGGGAUAAGUCUGGAUUUCCCGGUGCACAGCCCGUGUCCAUGGACAGACAAAACAUCCGCUUCCUUGAGCAGCACCCCUACAAAGUCAGCUGGAAAGCUGACGGCACA